CACAAGACAGGGGGCGUGAGUUUAGAGCUGGGAGCCAAGGUAUCAUCAACUUUCCCGUGGGGAUUCUGGCAAAACAACUAACAGGUCAUCACAAUUGGAAGAAGCACCUAGGCUUCAUCGCAUAAUUCCCUACGGCAGAAACCGCAAUUUCACUGGUCGUGAAGAAGUCAUUGAGUCGGUAAAAAGGCUUGCCGACCGUAGUGGCCAUAACCGGAUCGCACUUCAGGGAUUAGGCGGUUCUGGGUGUGUUUUCAUCAUUUCGUUGUAUGAAGGCUCCCCUAACACUCCUCAGAAAAACUCAGAUUGCCCUCGAAUACCUUUAUCAGCGAAAGAACGAGGGAGACCGUCAUGUUUUCUGGGUGCAAGGGAGUAGAAUAUUAAAAUUUAGUGAAGGCUUCAGGGCUAUUGCACAACAGAUUCAAAUCCCUCCCGCCAGCGCUGAUACCGAUGAAGAGGGAUUCCUAUCGAGUGUGAAGAGGUGGUUCGAAGGCCAAGGACAGUGGCAAUUGGAUUCUGGUGAUUGACAACGCCGACAACGAGGAGGACUUUAUUUGCAACAGCGGUCCCAUCGCUAAGUUUGUGCCACAAGGCCCUUGUGGCACUCUAAUAUUUACGACCAGAUCUCGCCAGGUUGCAGUUCGGCAGGGGUGCGAAAGGAUCGGGGUGGGAAAGAUGGGGGAGGAGGAAGCCCAGCUAUUGUUUUCGAGACGCCUUGGUAGUUGGGACACUAUAGGAGGUGGGGAGGAAGAGGUUAUGACUAUGAUUCUGGGAUCCUUGCAUCACGUGCCCCUGGCGAUUAUAGGUGCGGCGGCCUUCAUGACGGAAACCGGGACUCCACCCUCCGCCUACUGGACUAUUUUCCGGGGGAGCGACGAGUGGGCAAAGAGACUACUUUCCCGGCCAUUUUGCGAGAUCCAACGAGAGGCUGACAUGACCGAAAGCAUCCUGACCACCUACUUUGUGACUUUUAACCGGAUCGCGCAGCAGAUGCCGAUAGCAGCGGAUCUUUUGCGCAUAAUUGCAUUCUUCGAUCGCCAGAACAUACCGGAGGAAUUGCUGAGCCAAUGUGGCUUGAAAGGGAUGGAUGAUCCGAUCGAGUUUCGUCAAGCCAUUGGAAAACUAUUGGCAUUCUCGUUAGUUACGGCUGUGAAACGCGAGGACACGACACUUUAUGAGCUACAUGGUUUGGUCCAACUAUCUUUACAGGUGUACCUACCGACAGAACAGUUGGAUCAAUGGAGGCGCGCGGCGUUGGAAGUGGUUUCCCGAUUGUUCCCUCGAUGUGAGAACGAGUGGCGAUAUAUUGGUCCCGCAUACAUCCCUCACGCCCUCGCCGUAACUAAAUAUAUGACGGAUCCCAUUGCCGAAGAGCUCAUUUUUCGCAUGGGACAGUAUUUUCUAGAUAUGGGUUCCUACAAUGAUGCGGAAAUUCAAUCUCGUCGAUGUAUUGCGCUUCGAGAGGAGGGCAAAGAGUAUGACUGGGAUGAGGAUGGUCGGAAGAGAUUCAUACUCCUGGGGGCUGUGACCGCAUAUCAGGGAAAGGCUACAGUGGCAGAGCAUAUAUUCCGAAAUCUACUAGGAGAUAUUGAGCCGUCAUUGGGUCCAAACAAUCCGGACGUCCUACAGUCGGUCAACUACCUGGCCAUGGUGCUACGACACCAGGGAAAGUACGACGAAUCGGAGAGGAUGAAUCGGCAUGCACUGGAUGGGUAUGAGGAGGUUCUUGGACCAAAACACCCCAACACCCUGACGUGUGUCAGCAACCUUGCCGAGGUUUUGCAACGCCGGGGAAGGUACAUCGAAUCGGAAGCGACGAAUCGACAUGCACUAGAGAUACGCGCUAAGAUUCUUGGGCUAGAUCACCCUAAUACUCUCAUAAGUGCCAACAACCUCGCUCUGGUACUGGACUGCCAAGGAAAGCACGAGGAGUCAGAGAGGGUUAACCGGCAUGCACUUGAGGGGUACGAGAAGGUUCUUGGACCUGACCACCCCGACACCCUAUCCAGCGUCAAUAAUCUGGCUGAGGUACUGGAGCACCAAAAAAAGUACAUUGAAUCAGAGAAGAUGAAUCGGCGUGCACUGGAAGGGCGUAAGAGAGUUCUCGGGCCGGACCACCCGGACACUCUUUUAAGUGUCAGUAACCUAGGCGCUGCGUUGAGAGGGCGGAGAAGUUAUGAUGAAUCGGAGAAGAUGAAUCGGCUUGCGCUAGAGGGGCGUGAGAAGGUUCUUGGGCCGGACCAUCCAGACACCCUAGUAAGUGUCAGCAAUCUGGCGUUCGUGCUGAAAGACCAAGGAAAAUACGAUGUAUCAGAAGCGAUGAAUCGGCGUGCGUUGCGGGGGUACGAGAAGGCUCUUGGAUCUGACCACCCGUGGACCCUAAUUAGUGUUCAGCACCUGGCCGAUACGCUCCGGUCGCGAGGGAAGUACCUUGAAUCGGAGGCCAUGAAUCGGCGUGCAUUGGAGGGGCAUGAGAGGACACUUGGACCGGACCACCAAGAUACCCUAACCAGUGUCAACAACCUGGCGGUCGUGCUGGAAUACCAAGGCAAGUACGACGUAUCGGAAACGAUGAAUCGGCGUGUAUUGCAGGGGUAUGAGAAGACUCUCGGAUCUGACCACCCGUGGACCCUAAUGAGUGUCCAGAACCUGGCCGAUACGCUCAGGUCGCGAGGGAAGUACCCUGAAUCAGAGGCCAUGAAUCGGCGUGCGUUGAGGGGACGCGAGAGGAUUCUUGGACCAGACCACCGCCGCACUCUCGUUAGUCUGGACAGGCUGGCCCUUGUUCUGCAAUACCAAGGAAAGCACGAUGAAUCAGAGGCGGUGAUGCGGUCUGUACAGCAAAGACGUUCAAAAAUCCCGGACCGGCCAUAGGCACACUAUGCAUGCCACAUUGUCCGUUAUGUUUGGACCACUACAAUCUUAGCAAAGGGCGAUCUUUUGAGCAAGCGAUUCAUCAUGUCGCAGGUAAUUCGGCUGGACGAGAGGUGGCGGGAGUGGGCUACCGAUUUUUACCGGCAUGAGAUGCUUUGGGGAUCCACCAGGGGUUGUGGGGGGGUGUUUGUAACUAACGGGAACGACGAAUGAGAGGUGGCGGCGAACUGUGGAGGUGUUUACUUUGAAGUGCUAGGAAUUUCUACAUUCUAAAUUUUAAUUCCUAUUUUGGGUCUCUUUUAGCGGUGUAUUUCUUGACUCUAUCGCGAAUUAUGUCGUGUUUUGUCUCACCUAGCAACCUCCUUGUUGGCAGGCGUUAGGGCUCCGGAAUCAUAAGUUGUCACUCGCUUUUCAA
This is a messenger RNA of Tuber aestivum (summer truffle), 3286 nucleotides long. The record is from the annotation of a GenBank genome assembly. NCBI's taxonomy places the organism in Eukaryota, Fungi, Ascomycota, Pezizomycetes, Pezizales, Tuberaceae.